AUGUCAGUGGAGCAAGCAAUAGAUCUAAUAAGAGUUAUAGUACAUAAAGACAAAUAUUUUAAAAUAAAUAUACAACAUGUGAACAUAAUUGACGCUUACAACAGAGUAUUGGCCGUUGAUGUAUUCAAUAAGACAGAUUGUCCAUCUUAUACGACUUCCGCUAAACAUGGAUACGCAAUGUUUACCAGCAACGGGACCUGCGGAAAGGACGUAAGAAAAGUGUUAAAAGCACAUCCCGUGUUUGCAGACAUUUCUGUUGUACCUGGCAUUUGCGUACGAGUAAGAAGUGGAGAUCCUAUACCAAAAGGAGCAAAUACGGUUGUAACGCCAGAGAAUAUAAAGAUAUUGGACUGCAACGAUAAUGAUGAUUAUUUUAAUAUCGACGAUAAGGAAUAUGAAAUUGAAAUCUUGGUCGCCCCAAAAGUAAACGAGAAUAUUAGAAACGCUGGGUACUUGAUAAAACGUAACGAACACGUUAUGAAACCCUUCAAACGUAUCGGAUCAUUGGAACUGGGCAUUUUGAAGUUAUGUGACCUUAAUACAGUUCCAGUCAUCAAAGUUUUUUCUAUAGGUGUAUUCUCUAUUGGAAGCAGUGUUGAAGAAUCUGAAAACACUUUAGGACGUAUCUACAAAAGCAACAGAAUAAUUUUAACCUCUUUAUUGAAAGAGAACGGUUACAAUCUCACGGACUUUGGAAUUUCGGCUUAUCAAUUGGAUGCCAUAAUAAAAAAAAUUGAAGAUGCUUUGGAUAAAGUCGACAUACUCGUGAUAAUGGGCUCUAUGAACGACAAAGAUAUAUUAAAGAUAAUCUUAAAAGAACGUUUUCAUGCUGAUAUACAUUUUGGUUGUUUGAACAUGAAACCAGGAAAAUCGACGAUGUUUGCAUCGUGCACGUACAAUUAUAAGAGUAAAUUUUUCCUGUGCAUGUCAACGAACCCAGCAACAGUUCCCAUUGUCGCGCACGUAGUGCUUCUGCCAUUGCUAAACACGAUACACCGCGAUCGUUCCAAGCCCAUCAUUAUACAGACUUGCGUAAGAAAGGCGCAUAAAUUUUCUUUAUGCAUACGUUUCUGUAGCUAUGCAAGUUUGUCUGAAUGGAUCAUAAAGACUACAUUUUUUUUCAAUCAGUAUACAGAAAGAGAUGUGUUCAUUAAUACGCUGUCGUAAUGUUAUAGACAAAAAAUCAUGAGCUACAUUUGCGUCCGAAAUUUUCAUGGACGACCGCCCAAUGGAUGAAGG
This is a messenger RNA of Trachymyrmex septentrionalis, 1239 nucleotides long. RefSeq names its product molybdopterin biosynthesis protein CNX1-like. The coding region runs from base 1 to 1167 and encodes 388 amino acids. The transcript has 6 exons. NCBI's taxonomy places the organism in Eukaryota, Metazoa, Arthropoda, Insecta, Hymenoptera, Formicidae. Gene Ontology annotation, biological process: glycine receptor clustering; establishment of synaptic specificity at neuromuscular junction; Mo-molybdopterin cofactor biosynthetic process. Gene Ontology annotation, molecular function: molybdopterin molybdotransferase activity. Gene Ontology annotation, cellular component: postsynaptic specialization; dendrite; cytosol. The record is from RefSeq and is a predicted model, not a curated record.